Molecule: messenger RNA, 2417 nt
Organism: Naegleria gruberi
Lineage: Eukaryota; Heterolobosea; Eutetramitea; Acrasida; Naegleriidae
Product: aaa ATPase domain-containing protein
Exons: 1
Coding region: 232-2376 (714 amino acids)
Biological process (GO): long-chain fatty acid import into peroxisome; fatty acid beta-oxidation; very long-chain fatty acid catabolic process
Cellular component (GO): peroxisomal membrane
Molecular function (GO): ATP binding; long-chain fatty acid transmembrane transporter activity; ABC-type transporter activity
Source: RefSeq, a predicted model, not a curated record
CUGUGUUUUCAUCAAUCAUCACAUUAUCAUUUUGUGCGGAGAGGAUAUCAUCAAGAACAAUAACAACAACAUCAUUUCUCUCUCUGUGUGUGUAGACAAAGUAGAACAGGAGAAGAUUUUAUAGUAACAAAACCCGACGAGUGAUUUUGAUAUCAUCACGAAAGAUUGUAUUUUCGAUAUUAUACAUCAUCAAUAUAAUUUAUAUAGUAGUACUACAUUAUUUAAAUAAGAAUGCCUGCAACACACUCAAAAGUAGAAUUGCCAACCAAGAGUGAUUAUUGGCUUGAACAAAUGAUUCUUGAUAUGAUUCAUUCGUUUGAUGGACUCACCGCUAGGAAAGUACUCACAAGUAAAUAUACAUACAUUGCAAUUGCACUUGCUGUUGCUGUCAAGUUUGGUUCAUCCUACUUGUUAAAAAAGAAGAAGAAGAAUUUACCAGCACACAACAAACCACGUUCCUCAAAUACAUCAAAAGAUUCCACUUUGAAAAAGUUCUGGAGUUUGGUUAAAAUUGGUCUUUUUAAUCCAAAUGGAGCAGGAAAUUCUAGUGCAAUGAAAUAUAAAACAGAUCCUGCCAAUGGAAGAGAAAUAUGGAUUAUGGUUGGCCUUGCUUCCCUUGUUAUCUUCCAAACAUAUAUUGUUAAUAGAAACAACAGUGUCAGUGGUGACUUGAUGGCUAGUUUAGUUGCCAGAGAUUCUGCAACUUGUAUUUAUAGAUUACUCCAAAUUACAGGUAUUUUAAUCUUACAAUCUCUGGUCAAUCCAUCCGUUACAUCACUUAUUGAAACACUUGCUUUGAGAAUGAGAAAGAAUUUGACUAUGGAUAUUCAUGAUCGUUAUUAUACAGAUAUGGUUUACUAUAAGAUUUUGAAUUUGGAUAAGAGAGUUGGUGCUCCAGAUCAAAGAAUUACUCAAGAUGUUGAAGUUUUCUGCAAACAAUUCUCUGAAUUAUUUAUGGAUCUCUUGAAUCCAAUUGUAGAAGUUUUAUUGUAUACUUACGAGCUUACUAGAUUGAUUGGUUCUGGUGGUCCACUCAGUAUUAUUUCAUAUGUCGUCAUUGCCUUUGGUGUUUUGGGUAUGGUCACACCAAACUUUACAAAGAUGUCAUCUGAAGUUCAAAAUAAGGAAGGUAAAUUCAGAUCCAUUCACAAUAGAUGUAAGAAUAAUGCCGAACUUGUUGCCUUCUAUGCUGGUGAAGAAACUGAACGUUUGAAGAUUGAAAAACAAUUCGAAGAAUUGACAUCAUACAGUGACUAUGUCAUUAACAAGAAUUUCUUAUUCGGUGUUGUUAAUGAUUACUUUACCAAAUAUUCUCCUCAUGCUGUUACCUCAGUCAUUGUUGGUAUUCCAGUCUUCUUUGGUAGAUUACGUCCAUUGCCAAAGGACAAACUUAUGGGUCAAUUGAGAUAUUUAAUCUCUGUUGUUGCAUUUGAAUUCUUUGCUUUGGGUAAAAUCAUUGAACUUUUCAGAAAGAUUUUGAAAUUGUCAGGUAUGACACAACGUGUCCACUUGUUGUAUCAAGUCAUGGAUGAACUCAAGCAUGGUAACUCUGAUAAUGUUAACUUUAAGUUAAAGUCUGCCAAGGCUGGUGGUUCAGGAGGUGAAAUUCUUGAAAGUGAUGAAAUCAAAUUUGACAAUGUCAUUAUCAGAACACCAGAUAAUAUUACAUUGGCUCGUAAUUUAUCUUUCAAUGUUGGUAAGAAUCAACACAUUGUUAUUACUGGUCCAAAUGGAGCUGGUAAAUCAUCAUUGUUUAGAAUUUUGGGUUCUUUGUGGCCUCUUCACAGUGGUAUUGUCUACAAACCACAAGCUAAGGGUUCAAAUGCUCAAGGUUUGCACAAGGAAAUCUUCUACUUACCUCAAAAGCCAUACAAUGUUAUUGGAUCUCUUCGUAGUCAAAUUAUCUAUCCUGAUACGCAAUUGAAGGAUGGAUGGAAAGAUUCUAAUUUGAAGGAACUUUUGGAUGACUUUAGUAUUGGUUAUUUGGCAGGACGUCACUCAGAUGGAUUUGAUGGUAAACAAGAUUGGGACACCUUGUCAAGAGGUGAACAACAAAAAUUGGCCAUGGUUCGUCUUUUCUACCACAAGCCAAAGUAUGCCAUUUUGGACGAAUGUACCUCAUGUAUUUCUGCCGACUCUGAACAAGAAUUAUACGGAAGAUGUGCCAAGAAUGGUAUUACUUGUAUCACUAUUUCACACAGACCAGCCCUCGAAAAGUAUCACACUCAAAGACUUGUUUUCAAUGGUAUGGGUGGUUGGAAAUGGGAAGCCAUUAAGGAAUGGACUGAAGAAAGUUCUAGUUAUGAAGUUAAGGGUGAAGAUAAUACAUUCCGUGACGAUAAGGAAGAGGAAGCUGUUGAAGCAACCAAAGAAUAACUCGAUUCAAAAAAUACAAUUAAAUUAUUUAUUUCAAAUUC